AUGGUGCAGAAACGUUCUUUUGAUGCUGAGGAAAUACUUGAGGGGUCUUUCAAACACCCAAAACAUGCAGAACCUAGCCAUGAGCUCUUUUCAUUAUCAGAAUCUGUCUUUCCUGGUGAUGAUUACCAUAUCCACAUGCCAAAAACUUCGGAGGACGGAUGUACGCAAGUUAGUAGUGAAGGUAUUGAGAAGCUUGAAAGUGAAAGUUUUGGGGAACAUCCUAUAGAGGCUGGGAACUCUGAAACAAGCUUUCCUGUUAUAGAUAUUCCUGCUUCUUCAUGGCCCACUAGUAGCACAAAUGAAGAUCUCCACCUAGAACCACCUUUACAUCUUACCCUUUUCCCAGAGUAUUUUAGUCCAGAGCGACCAAUAAGGACUUUUACUCGCUAUGAUGACAUUUAUUCCAUACUCCUGGAACACUCUCCUCGCAAACCUGUAUCCGUGGGAGCUAAUCAUCAAGCUGAUGUUCCAGCAUGGGAUUUUUUGGGGGCUACUAAUAGAUCAAAUGGCUCUGCUUCUGUUUCAGAUACAGAUGUUGGGGACAGGGAUGAAACUGAGAAAAGACUAAUGGGUACCUGUGUCAUUCCCUUGCCUCAGAUGGAAUUAUCUAGCAAUGAUGAUCAAACUGGGAAGGGAAGAACUGAUUGUAGCUGUGAAGAUCAGGGAUCAAUGAGAUGUGUCAGACAACAUAUUGCAGAAGAAAGAGAUAAACUUAUAAAAACCUUUGGGCCUCAGAAAUUCACUGAAUUGGGCUUCACUAACAUGGGAGAACAAGUGGCUGAAAAAUGGAGUGCUGAGGAUGAACAUCUAUUUCAUGAGGUUGUUUUCAAUAAUCCAGCAUCCCUUGACAAGAAUUUCUGGAACUAUCUUUCUAUUGCUUUUCCGUCACGAACCAAAAAGGAAAUAGUGAGUUACUACUUUAAUGUCUUUAUGCUUCGAAGAAGGGCUGAACAGAACAGAAAUGACCUAUUAAGCAUUGACAGUGAUAAUGAUGAAUGGCAAGGUAGUGACAGCAAUGAUAUUGCAACUCGAGAGGAAGAUGAGGACUCUGUUGCCGAGUCCCCUAUUUGUCAAGAUGAGACUUGUAUGGCUGACUGCCAUGAAAAUGAUCUGCAAGCCUAUGAUGAUAAGUAUGCUGCUGAUGAAACUUGUGCAGGUACUGAAACAGUGGAUUUUACUGGUAGGAACAUCCAUGAGGAUUCCAAAUAUGAUCCUGUAGAGACGCAUCACUCUAGUGGUUCCCCUCCUCUUAUUCAACCCCAGGAUCAACCUGUUUGGCAAGAUUCGUGUGAUGAAAAAGUUAAAGAUGAUUCAUGCACAUCUUCUGAUGCAGGAGUUGUCUCACAGGAGACUAAGAUGAAUACUGAGAAUGGGGAUCAUUGGUGUGGUAACUAUAAUGGGUUAAGCAAUGGAUAUAACCAAGGAUAUGUUUUGGAGCCUUGUGAUGCAAAAGUAUGGGAAUCUGGAUUUGUAUCAUGCUCUAAGAAUAAGAUUGACUUCUUACCAACAUGCAACAUGAUAGAAGAGGUUUUUGGAGAUGGACGAAGGCAAGACAUGAGAAGAGCUUGA
Sphenostylis stenocarpa is the source of this 1569-nucleotide messenger RNA. NCBI's taxonomy places the organism in Eukaryota, Viridiplantae, Streptophyta, Magnoliopsida, Fabales, Fabaceae. The record is from the annotation of a GenBank genome assembly.